UAUGCGUGUGUGUACUUUCUAUACGUGUGUAUGACAGAGGCUCACCUAGCAGCAGCACAGUCUGAAUGUGUUUCUGCUGGAGCCGAAGCAUCCGGGCAGAACUGCGCAGAGAUGCGGCGCACAUAGACGUGACAUGCGGACACACCACAGCUAUAUCAUGGUUAUAAUUAUAAACACCAGCUGAGAUAAUUUCUGGGUUUGUUUUUGAGAUGGCGGCGCUGAAGUCGAGGUGAGCAGCUCCGUUGCUCGGUCCUGUCGCCACGGUGUGCGCACUUUUUUCCUCGCCAAUCAAUUUUUUUUGUUUUUUCCCCAUCGAUUACUGUGCAAGGAAUCAUGACUUCGGGGCAAGACGAGAGUACAGUCCGUGUGGCACUGAGGAUCCGUCCUCAGCUGGCCCGGGAGAAGAUCGAGGGAUGUCACAUCUGUACGUACGUGAUGCCCGGGGAGCCGCAGGUGAUCCUGGGGAAGGACAGGUCCUUCACCUACGACUACAUGUUCGACAUGGACUCCCAGCAGGAGACCAUCUACUCCGAUUGCACGGAGCAGCUGAUCGAGGGCUGCUUGGAGGGCUACAACGCCACCGUGUUCGCUUACGGACAGACGGGCUCAGGGAAGACGUACACCAUGGGGACGGGCUUCGAUGUGAACAUCUCGGAGGAGGAGCUGGGCAUCAUCCCCCGCGCCGUGCACCACCUCUUCAGAGGCAUCGAGGAGCGGAGGCAGGCGGCGCAGCAGCAGGGCCGCCCCAUCCCCGAGUUCAAGAUCAACGCACAGUUCCUCGAGCUUUAUAACGAGGAGGUUCUGGACCUGUUUGACUCGACUCGAGACUCCAGACAGAAAUCUCACAUUAAGAUCCACGAGGACGCCAGCGGAGGGAUCUACACCGUGGGAGUGACGACCCGCAGCGUGACCUCCGAGGCCGAGAUGAUGCAGUGUCUGAAGCUCGGGGCUCUGUGUCGCACCACCGCCAGCACUCAGAUGAACGUGCAGAGCUCUCGCUCUCACGCCAUCUUCACCAUCCACCUGUGCCAAGUCCGCAUCUGUGCCUCCGACAAUCAUGAAGGUGAGACUGAUAACCGAGUCUCUAAUGGAAACUCGGAGCUGGACGAGUACGAGACGCUGACGGCAAAGUUUCACUUCGUGGAUCUGGCCGGCUCCGAGCGGCUGAAGAGAACCGGAGCGACGGGAGACCGAGCCAAGGAGGCGAUCUCCAUCAACUGUGGCCUGCUCGCUCUGGGGAAUGUAAUCAGCGCUCUGGGCGACCGAAGCAAGCGCUCCUCUCACGUGCCUUACAGAGACUCCAAGCUCACCCGCCUGCUGCAGGACUCGCUCGGAGGAAACAGCCAAACGGUGAUGAUCGCCUGCAUCAGCCCGUCGGACCGGGACUUCAUGGAGACGCUGAACACGCUGAAGUACGCCAACAGAGCGAGGAACAUCAAGAACAAAGUAAUGCUGAACCAGGACAAGGCCAGCCAGCAGAUCAGCGUUCUGAGGACGGAGAUCGCCCGGCUGCAGAUCGAGCUCAUGGAGUACAAGACGGGCAAGCGUCUGACGGGGGAGGACGGCGUGGAGAGCUUCAGCGACAUGUUCCACGAGAACUCCAUGCUGCAGACGGAGAACAGCAACCUGCGGGUGAGGGUGAAGGCCAUGCAGGAGACCAUCGACGCCCAGAGAGCCAGGCUCACCCAGCUGCUGAGCGACCAGGCCAACCAGGUGAUCGCCAGGGCAGGUGAAGGCGCAACUGAAGAAAUUGGAACCAUGAUUCAGGGUUACAUCAAAGAGAUUGAAGACCUCAGAGCCAAACUCCUGGAGAGCGAGUCGGUGAACGAGUACUUGAGGAAGAAUCUAUCCCGAGCCUCUAACCGCCAGUCUCUGUACGGAGGAGGGCCCUCGCUGCUGGCCCCGGAGAAGGAGACCUCGGACAUCAUUGAACUGGCCAAGAAGGACCUGGAGAAACUGAAGAAACGAGAGAAGAAGAAAAAGAAAAGGCUGCAGCAGCUGCUGGAGGACAGAGACAGGGAGGAAAGGGAGGAGGUGGUGGAAGAGGGGGAUGACGUCAGCGCCAACAAGGAGGAAGUUCCUGACAACGAGCAGGAGAAAGGAACCGAGAAGGAGAUGACGGAGCGAGGCCACGAGGAAGCAGAAAUUGAGGGCCAGGAAGGCAGCGACCACGAGGAAGGAGACGAGGAAGAGGAGGAGGAUGAAGAGGAGAUGGAGGUGGAGGAGAGCUCCGAUGAUUCUGACUCUGAAUCGGAUGAAAAAGAUAACUUCCAGGCGGACCUGGCCAACAUCACCUGUGAGAUCGCCAUCAAGCAGAAGCUGAUCGACGAGCUGGAGAACAGCCAGCGGCGGCUUCACACUCUGAAGCAGCAGUACGAGCAGAAGCUCAUGAUGCUGCAGUGCAAGAUCAGAGACACGCAGCUGGAGAGGGACAAGGUGCUGCAGAACAUGAACACAGUGGAAUCGGGCACAGACGAGAAGUCUCGAAAGAUCAAGACGGAGUACGAGAAGAAGCUGAGCGUGAUGAACAAGGAGCUGCAGAAGCUGCAGUCGGCGCAGAAGGAGCACGCCCGGCUGCUGAAGAACCAGUCGCAGUACGAGAAGCAGAUGAAGAAGCUGCAGAUGGACGUGGCCGAGAUGAAGAAGACCAAGGUGCGUCUCAUGAAGCAGAUGAAGGAGCAGCAGGAGAAGAACAGGAUGAACGAGUCUCGCAGAAACCGAGAAAUCGCCACGCUAAAGAAAGACCAGCGCAAGCAGGAGCACCAGCUGAAGUUGCUGGAGGCUCAGAAGAGGCAGCAGGAGCUGAUCCUGAGGAGGAAGACUGAGGAGGUGACGGCUCUGAGGAGGCAGGCCCGGCCCACCUCAGGGAAGGUGGUGAGGAAGUUCCUGUCUGACCCGGUGCAGGACUCCAGCUACAGACCUCCAUCUGGACGCCUGUACUCCUCCGGCAACGCUGCUCCCAACGGCACGCGGACUUCCUACCGGCGCUCAGGGAUCUUAUCCACCAGGAUCGCUCGCAACAAGUGGCAGUCUCUGGAGCGGAGGAUCACUGACGUCAUCAUGCAGAGGAUGACCAUCUCCAACAUGGAGGCCGAGAUGAACCGCCUCCUCAAGCAACGAGAGGAGCUAACCAAGCGUAAGGAGAAGGUGAUCCGGAAGAGGGAGCGUCUGUCGAGGGAGGGUCCGGAGGUGGAGAAGGCGGUGCUGCCCAUCAACGAGGAGGUGGACGCACUGACGGCCAACAUCGACUACAUCAACGACAGCAUCGCAGACUGCCAGGCCAACAUCAUGCAGAUGGAGGAAGCCAAGGAGGAGGGCGACACAGUGGAUAUCUCCGCAGUGAUCGGCUCCUGUACUCUGAAUGAAACUCGGUUUCUGUUGGAUCACUUCAUGACGAUGGCAAUCAGCAAGGGCCUGCAGGCGUCUCAGAGGGAGUCCCAGGUGAAGGUGAUGGAGGGCCGGCUGAAGCAGACGGAGAUCACCAGCGCCACCCAGAACCAGCUGCUCUUCCACAUGCUGAAGGAGAAGGCCGAGUUCAACCCGGAGCUGGACGCCCUGCUGGGGAACGCCCUGCAAGAGCUAGGUAACAUCCCGGCUGAAAACGGGGACGAUAGCAGCAGCGAUGAGUCGGCACAGAGCCCGUCUGCUGACGGAAACACCAUGUCAUCGGACCUCAUGAAACUCUGUGGAGAGACUAAAACACGCGGCAAGGCUCGCAGGAGGACCACCACCCAGAUGGAGCUGCUGUACGCUAACAGUGACUCCGCCCCCGACGCCUCCCCCUCAGACUUUUCCGCCCCGAUGCUGCCGUUAGCAGAAACUCCAGAUGGGGGGGGGGACAUGGAGACGUCCGGCUCAUCAGUCAGGGACUACAGCGCUCUCUCCCCAGGCUUUUCCUCUAAAAUGGGCAGCAUUAAUGGCUCCAGAUCUUCGUCAGUGGAGAGGCGAGCGCCGGAGCCGUCGCCGCUCUCUCGCAGGAAGACAUAUGACAAGGCUCACGCUGCGGCCGAAAGGGCAAAGGUCAAGGAGAUUAAACAGACACAUGGAUGCCUCCAGCACUCGUGCAACCACAUCCUGCGUUGUGCUUCCCUUCUUCUCUCAGAUCCACCCAAGGGCGUCAUUAACCCGGUGCCUGCCACUAAAAGCAGCCGCUCGGCGACGUUGCAGUGCGUCCACGUGGCGGAGGGACACAGUAAAGCCGUCCUCUGUGUCGACUGCACCGACGACCUUCUCUUCACCGGAUCCAAAGACCGGACCUGUAAGGUGUGGAAUCUGGUGACGGGUCAGGAGAUAAUGUCCCUGUCCGGCCACCAGAACAACGUGGUGUCGGUGCGCUACAGCUCCAGUCUGGUCUUCACCGUCUCCACCUCCUACAUCAAAGUGUGGGACAUCCGGGACUCGGCCAAGUGCAUCCGAACACUAACGUCCUCCGGUCAGGUUACUGUCGGGGACGUCUCUGCGUCCAACACCAGCCGGACCGUCACCAUCCCAGCGGGAGAGAACCAGAUCAACCAGAUCGCUCUGAACCCAAACGGCACGGUGCUGUACGCCGCCGCCGGGAACUCCGUCAGAGUGUGGGACCUGAGGAGAUUUGCCUCCACGGGGAAACUGAUUGGACAUCUGGGUCCGGUGAUGUGUCUGACUGUGGAUCAAUCCGGAAACAACCAGGACCUGGCGAUCACCGGCUCCAAAGAUCACUACAUCAAGCUGUUUGACGUGACUGAAGGCUCUCUGGGGAGCAUCGGACCCACACACAACUUCGAACCUCCGCAUUACGACGGCAUCGAGUCUCUGGUGGUGCAGGGCGACAUUCUGUUCAGCGGCUCCAGAGACAACGGCAUCAAGAAGUGGGACCUGGACCGCAAAGACCUGCUGCAGCAAGUCCCGAACGCCCACCGUGACUGGGUGUGUGCGCUGGGCGUCGUCCCCGGGUCCCCGGCCCUGCUGAGCGGCUGCCGGGGUGGGGUGCUCAAGCUGUGGCACACGGACACUCUGGGGACCCUGGGAGAGCUGAAGGGUCACGAGAGCCCCAUCAACGGCAUCUCCACCAACAGCAGCCAUCUGUUCACCGCCUCCGAUGACCGGACCGUGAAGAUCUGGCGUGCCCGCGGUGGACUGGACAGCACUUUAGAGACGGUUGACAAUGCGGACGAAGUGGCCAGUAACUAAAUAGUUGGAAGGACACUGAAGGCAUCUUUUAAAGCUGCUGCCCUGCACUUUGACCCCCUAACUUCUCAAGCCCAACGCUGACUCCUAAAACACACACCCUUUAUGCCAUGUACCGUUAUGACUGAACCAGAAGGAAAGUAGUUUCAUCUCAACAGAAACUAGCAAACUCGUGAUUUUCAUACACUCAGAGGGUCGUGCUAAUUAGUUAUUAUCAAUGUCUUAUUGGUGACUCUUUGCAGGAAAAACAUGUUUUUCUCUUUUGCGCUGUAGACGAUACGUCACCGUGGAUCAUGAUUAGAUUGUACUAACAAGACUUUUAUUUAAGAGUUGAACACUACUCAGAAAAUCGCUCUUCUGAUAAGUGCACUCCACCUGUAGGCUCAAAAAUACCCAGAAAAGGGUAGCAGUGUUAGAUUAGAAUAACUAGCAAUGACGUAGAUUAUUAAGAGGAGAAAAAUGUUGCAGAGCUAUCGGGUUGGUAGCUGGUCUUCUCAGCCUAGUUCUCCAGUUUCUCGGAUAGCAUGGAUUGUUUUUCUGCAUUCGAAGCAGAACCAAUGCCCCCCAUGCUCCUUCCCCCCCAAUUAACAUAAGAAGAAUCACCGUUCCCCUUAACUUUCCCCUUCCUGCUAUUGUUCCUCAAUUUCUGCAGCUGUUCAAGAUCAGCAACCAAAAUUGUGCAAGCGUGUCGUCUUUGCUGUCCUGCAUUGCACGAGUGAACUGAACUCACUGUAAAGUAACUCUCACUUACACAAAGCCAGAGUUUGACAUUUUGGGAAAUGUGAUUAUUUGUUUUCCUUCCAGUAGUUUGAUGAUACAGCUCUCAUAUCUGCCCUUUAAAUGUAAGACUACAGCUAGCAGCUGGUUAGCUUAGCUAAGCAUAGACUGGAAACGGUGGGAAAUGUAUAGCCUUGCUCCACCAAACAUAAACAAAAUCUGACUUCCAGCACAUUAAGAGCUCACUAAUUAUUACACAUAAAUAUCGUGUUUGUUCUAUCGGAACUCAAACUAAAAGGAAAACAAAUAAAAUGUGCAGCUUUACAGGAAGUUAUUUGCUAUUUAACAGAUUGUGUUUUAGCCAUAGCCAAGCUAACCGUUUCCCGCUGCUGCCAGUAUUAUUUAUAGGCUAACGUUAUGCUAGCUGUAGCUAGUAUUGAGCUUCUCAAUGGCAGAAAGCGAUUAAACGUAUUUCCCAAAAUAUCAAACUAAUCCGACACAAUAAGUCUUUGCGAUGCACUUAAUCCUUUGUAGAUGUGAGCAGAUUCAGCGUUUGAGGAUAUUCUACACUACAUGUUUCGUUGUGUGUAAAAACGUGUUCUCUCUUCACGUGUGGCAGUUAGCUCUCACUUAAUCUACACUACUGAGUCCUCGUCUAACCCCCUGCUGCUAUGUUGUGUGCUCACCUUUUAUUCUCCUAACCCUAUAAGAGGGCUUCCUGUCAUGGACCUCGGGUGAGGUCCGCUCACCACAGAGCAUUGUGUAUGUAUAUAAAUGUUAUGCUAUCUUUUUUCUUGAAAGUAGAGGCCUUCCCAGUUCUGAUCCUUCUUCCUGCAGACGCUCGUGGUCUCCCUCAUGUCUCUGUCGCGAUUGUGUGCUGUCACUUUUGAAUGUUCAGUGAAACAGCAGCUGUAGGCAUUAUUCAAGUACAUAUCUAAUGUAUGUAAACAAUGUAUUUAAAGAAUAAAUCUGACUGAAUGUUAGUUUUGUGGGACCACAGAGAGCCGAGAGGACCAGAAUUGGCGGGAAGACUGAAGAGCUUUAAAGCUUUGGAAGGAGUGUUUCCUCCAAUGAGGUGGCAGAUUGUGUUUAGUGGCCUACGGUUAGUUUUUUUCUUCGUUUUAUUUGUUAUGCUGUUCCUGUUCCACAUAUCCUGGGCGUUCCCUCUCUGGAGUUUUAGCAGCCAUUCCCAAAUGGCGGACUCUGUAGCGAUUCUAAUGUCAGAUGCCUUGGUGAGAAUAAAUGCCAUCUGUCAAAAACAA
Molecule: messenger RNA, 7145 nt
Organism: Gymnodraco acuticeps
Lineage: Eukaryota; Metazoa; Chordata; Actinopteri; Perciformes; Bathydraconidae
Gene: kif21a
Product: kinesin family member 21A
Exons: 36
Coding region: 334-5169 (1611 amino acids)
Biological process (GO): mitotic spindle organization; microtubule-based movement
Molecular function (GO): ATP binding; microtubule motor activity; microtubule binding
Source: RefSeq, a predicted model, not a curated record